Messenger RNA from Ceutorhynchus assimilis (cabbage seed weevil), 360 nucleotides. The record is from the annotation of a GenBank genome assembly. NCBI's taxonomy places the organism in Eukaryota, Metazoa, Arthropoda, Insecta, Coleoptera, Curculionidae.
AUGUUAACCACCAUUCAAGUGCUCUCAGGAGAGAAGGAAUCAUACAUUGAGAAGGUGAAGCACGCCAAAGUAAACCUACUACAUGCUAAAGAGGAACUUAAAACAGCUAAAUCUAGGUAUGAUUAUUUGGAGAUGAUGAGGCAUCAAAAGUCUUCAACUGGAGCGGGACCUACCACUGAAGAUCUUGCAAAGUGUUGUGAACCAACUGCCACAGAUGAGCCAUUUGCUCUGGCAAAUGACAACAGUGUGUUGAAAGACUGCAUCACCUUGGAUAAAGAAAUAGAAAGUGCGAGUCAUCAGGCGAGUGCUUCAUAUUGCGUGCCCAGGAAGUGUAUUGCGGUGAUUCCAGCGCAAGAUUGA